AAGUCAUCCGAUUCACGUACCGGUUAAAGCUUGUUCUCGAAUACGGCGAAAGGGGAGAAGGCUCUCAAAAUGUCUUCUGUUCGAUUUACCGUGACAAAAACUGAUGAAAAUGCAGACCAUGACGCAAAUGAUGACUCCCACACGAUUCCUAAGAUCCAAAUCGUAGACUCUGAGGGGAAAUCAACAACAAAAUACAAGCAUGUUGCGGAUAGCAUUGCUAAUUGGUUCAAGCUACAUGGCGAUGGAGGAGAAAGGUCGGAUAACGUGGCCAUUCUGGAAUCGGGAACUCAGGAGAGGAACUUGGCUCUGUAUGAGGAUGAGAUGGAACACAGACCUAAAGUGUCAUCCCUUAUCAGUUCCCUGGCCAACUACAAGACUUUACCAGAAUACACGGAGGAACCAGAUGAAAAGAGAAAGACAGCUAUAAAGAGCGCACCCAAGAUGGGCACCCUGAUGGGCGUGUACCUGCCUUGUCUUCAAAACAUCCUUGGAGUUAUCCUUUUCAUCCGUCUUGCCUGGCAGGUCGGCACAGCUGGUGGUCUGGAGUGCUUCUUCAUAGUUCUUGUAUCCUGUCUUACGACAAUGCUUACUGCAAUCUCCAUGAGUGCCAUUGCGACCAAUGGGGUAGUACCUGCAGGUGGGGCCUAUUUCAUGAUCUCAAGAGCUUUAGGACCAGAGUUUGGUGGUGCAGUGGGGGUGCUAUUCUAUCUAGGAACUACAUUUGCCUCUGCCAUGUACAUCCUUGGAGCGAUAGAAAUCUUACUGAUCUACAUUGCCCCUCAGAUGUCAUUGUUUGGUGAUAUAUCGUCGGAAGGAGGUGGUGCUACUCCUGCGUUGCUGAACAACAUGAGGGUUUACGGGACUAUCAUCCUCAUCAUCCUAUCUCUUCUUGUCUUUGUUGGGGUGAAGUACGUCAACAAAUGUGCUUUGCUCUUCCUUGGAUGUGUCAUCGUCACCAUCAUCUGUAUCUAUAUCGGCUUCUUCACUCCUCAUCAUCUUACGUACUGUGCACUCAAUAGCAAUAUAGCUAUGCAGCGAGACAUCAGCAUGGAGAGCAAUUGCAGUUGGUAUAGUCAAGAUGAAAACGACACACGUAUUCUAACACCGUUGGGUGAAUCACUGUGCGCUUCCUAUGCUAAUGGUACAGACUGUGCCAGCGUAGAGUCGGAUUUAGUUCUGAAAUGGGAAAAGGCUAUACCGGGAAUCACAUCAGAUGCAUUCAGAGUAAAUGCAUGGAAUCUGUAUCGUGAAGCCGGUGAGGUGUUACCAGGUGAACAAGGCAAGGCAAAUCAGAUUGUUGCUGACAUCACAACAUCAUUCACCGUCCUCUUAGCCAUCUUCUUCCCCUCAGUUACGGGUAUUAUGGCAGGUAGUAACCGAUCGGGUGACCUCAAGGAUGCACAAUAUUCAAUACCCAGAGGAACCAUUGGAGCAAUCCUUACGACCAGCUUGAUCUAUCUUUCAUCUGUUUUGUUCUUCUCUGGAACUGUUGCUGGUCCUGUCUUGCGUGACAAGUACGGUCAAGCCAUAGGUGGAGGUCUGAUAGCUGCCGAGGUAUGCUUCCCGACAGUGUGGGUGGUGCUUAUUGGUGCCUUCCUAUCUACUGUUGGGGCGGGGCUCCAAUCCUUGACUGGUGCACCACGUCUCCUCCAGGCCAUUGCGAAGGACAACAUCAUCCCUUUCCUGUCUCCGUUUGGGAGGGGGUCCGCAACGGGAGAACCUACAUGGGCCCUGCUGCUGACGGCCCUCAUCUCAGAGAUUGGUAUCCUGAUCGCAAGUCUGGAUCUGGUUGCUCCAAUCAUCACCAUGUUCUUCCUCAUGUGCUACGCCUUUGUCAACCUGGCCUGUGCCCUUCAGACCCUCCUGAAGACCCCUAACUGGAGACCCCGAUUCCGCUUCUACCACUGGAUCCUGUCUUUCUUUGGUCUAUCCCUCUGCAUCGCGCUCAUGUUCAUCUCCAGCUGGUACUAUGCCCUUUGUGCCAUCGCAGUGGCUGCUUUCAUCUACAAGUACAUCGAGUAUCAAGGAGCCGAGAAAGAAUGGGGAGACGGGUUGCGUGGUCUUUCCCUUACCGCUGCUCGCUACAGUCUAUUUAAGCUUGAGGAAGGUCCCCCUCACACCAAAAAUUGGCGUCCUCAGAUUUUGGUUCUAUGCAAGCUGAACAAUGACCUUGUUCCUAAACAUCGCAGACUUCUCACCUUCGCCAGUCAACUUAAAGCAGGCAAGGGUUUAACACUAGUUGGUUCUGUUUUGGAAGGAGAUUUCCGCACCAAGUAUGGCGAAUCCCAAGCGGCCCAACAGAUUGGGUACGGAGAAGCACAAGCCGCCAGGGAGGAACUGAAGAAGAUGAUGGAUGAAGAGAAAAUGAAAGGUUUCUGUACUGUUUUGGUUACUGACAAUGCGACUGAAGGACUUUCUGCAUGUGUUCAGAUGUGUGGUUUAGGUGGUCUGAAGCAUAACACAGUUGUGAUGGGAUGGCCGUAUGGAUGGAGACAUAACACAGAUGAGAGAUCUUGGAAGGUGUUCUUAGAUACUGUUCGAGUUGUGUCUGCCAGUCACAAUGCCCUAUUAGUGGUGAAGAAUUGUCGGUUGUUCCCGGCCAACAAUGAGAAACUUGAUGCAGGAUGCAUCGAUGUCUGGUGGAUUGUCCAUGAUGGUGGUAUGCUUAUGUUGCUCCCUUUCCUUCUCCGCCAACACAAAGUUUGGAAGAACUGCCGCAUGAGGGUGUUCACAGUAGCACAAUUGGAAGAUAAUAGCGUACAAAUCAAGAAAGAUCUUACGACUUUCUUGUAUCAUCUUAGAAUCGAGGCUGAGAUUGAAGUAGUUGAAUUGCACGACUGCGAUAUUUCAGCCUACACGUAUGAACGCACACUCAGGAUGGAACAGAGGAAUGAGAUGCUUAAACAGAUGAAACUGUCCAAGAAGGAGAGUAGAAUGGAGGCCCAAGCCAUCUUUGACCACCACCACUCCACAACGAGUGGCUACUCCUCUCCCAAACGCAAGAGAUCUAGUGAUAAGACAGUGUCCUUCGACCUUAACACCACGGAAUCCCCCUUCGAUAUCGCUAUAGUAACGGAAGAAGGUGAAGAGGAAGAAAAUGAGCAUGACGCCGUUGACACCCCUCUGGUUAAACUUGACGACACGCCCACCGAUGAAUCCCCUUCCCACCCCAAAUCUAAUGGGGCCAACGGGUCGGCAGCAACGGAGAAGAAGAAACAUGAGUUCAAGAACAUGCACCUGCAACCGUCACUAGGAAAUGUGAGGCGCAUGCACACAGCUGUUCGUCUGAAUGAGAAGAUUGUUGAGAAAUCCCACGAUGCCCACCUUGUCAUUCUAAAUCUUCCAGGUCCUCCAAAGCACGCCUAUGCAGAACAGAAUUAUAUGGAAUACCUUGAGGUAUUAACAGAAGGUUUGGAUCGAGUGCUCAUGGUCAGAGGUGGUGGACGAGAGGUCAUCACUAUCUACUCUUGAUCACUUCAAGGUCAUCUAAGGUCAGAGGUCGUACAUACCAAAGGUCGCGAUCCAUCCGAUUCUUUACAUAUGCCAAAGAUACCUACAUGGUGUGUCUUAAUGUGCUUAGUGUCACUGGCUUUUUACAUUUGAAUCAUCAUUCAGAGUUAAUAUACUAGUGUCCUAUUUAUUACCAUCUUUUCUUUUGUUAAAGCAUGUCUCUUUUUGCUAUAAUAAAAUGUUUCCCCUUGAAAAUUUAAUGUCUCACCAUAAACUGUGCCACUGAUACUUAAAUUAAUACUUUAAUUAAUGUAGGGGAAAUAGUUUACAGUUUUGUGGUAUGCAACAAAUUUAUCUAGAUUUUAUAAACCAUUGUAUACUUUUAUCUUUAAAAGAUGAUAAAUAUAUAUGAAAACCACCUUAAUUUUUUUCAUAAAUUAUGUUAUUAAGAUAUUUACAGAAAUUGUUUGUAUUAAACAUUUAAAGAAAUAUAUUGCAACAAGUAUUUAAAACAAGGGGGACGGUUGUGUGAGUUUUUAUCAUUUUAAAAUAUAGAAUUGUAUUGAAUAAUCAAUUAAUAAGUGAGGUCCAAAUAAGAGAUUAUUUGAGUAACAAAGAUGUUUGAUUAUACUUGAGGAUGAAAUAUUCCUGUGUAUUUCAUGAAGUGUGUGUUGCAGUUGGAUUUUUUGUCACGUUUGGUGGACAUUAUUUUUGGAUUGAAAUCUUUCCUGUUUUGUGGUGCUUCUUAUAGCAGUCCGUUCUUGCAUUGGUCUUGAUUCUUGUAAAAUCGCCUUGUGUGCAUGGCAAAAUGGUCUUAAUUCCAGAUUAUUCCAUAUUCCAAUUAAAAGUCCUGUGAAAACUCGAGGCUCGAGGGUAAGAAAUAUUUUCCUGGGUCCUGUAACACAAAGGUGAGCGAUUAAUUGUAUGCUUCAUUUCUCACGAUUAAUUGUAAAUUGUAUUCAGUACAUUCAAUCGUUAAAAAAAAUAAGAUUGCCAAGCUUUGUCUUAUGGUCCCCUGCACAAGCCACAGCAGCUGCAGAACACAAAGUAAACUAAAUAUAAUCAUGUGAAGAGGAUAUAUUGAAGUUGUUUGUAAGUAUGCAUGACUGGUGACUGGUUUAUAAGUGGUAAAUCUCCAUGAUUUUUAUUCUCUUGAGCUAUACUAGCAGUUAAAAUCCAAUCUUCGUUAGAUGAAAACUCAUCUGAGCAACUGCAUGUUUUUUAUAAACUAUGAAAAUGAAGUAGAGAUAUGGAUUAUGAUUAUCAGGUAAAGCAAUUCUAUCAGAAUUUCAUUGAUUUCAAAGCACCUGUUUCCUCAAGAUCAUUCUGUGAACCAUAGACUUUAUAUUGACCUGUACAUAGUCUCUCAAGGAGAUGCCAGUCUUGGGUCCAUAUUUCAUCUACCAUCCUAGUCCUAAUUUGUCUACUAGUCUGUGGAAUAGACUUUAUCCCUGGUUUCACCAUCAGAAUUUAAAGCUCUUUUGCCAAGCACAGAAUGUUUCGAAUCAAGUCUUAUUUUAUAAAAUAGUUGGAAGUUUAUUUACGUCAGUGAUUUCCUCAGCUUACAUUCAUACUUACUGAAAUUGAUUGUGAUAUGCAAUGCUGUUUUUUGAUUGACUUAUAAAGCUCUGUAUAUAAUUCAGUCUUUUAUAUUGAAGAAAAAAAAAUUUAGCUGAGAGAUAUAUUUUGGCCUGUUGAUAUAGUACUUGAAGUAAAUUGUUUUAGAAUUGUCUUUUUAUGAAACGUUCUCGUGUUUUGAUGCAAGGGAUAUUGUGUUUGUUCAAUUUUGCAAUUGAUAUGAUAAAAUUCUUUUGACCAAUAUCUAAUAGAUCGAUAUACUGAUUUGUAUGAGCAUUUAUAUAUGACAUCAAUUUCACUCAAAUUUAUGCAGAGCUACAAUAACCUGCAAAAAAAUAUUUUUCUUUCGGUAAAAACUGAAUUAUUGUUGAAGGUUGUAUAUGAAAUCAUUUACAUAGUGAAUGCCACCUUUAUAUUAGACAUCAUUUUUUAAGAUGAAAUAAAUUUUUCAUGAGGGAGGUUGCUACAAAGCAAAAUAAACUUCAUGAUCGGUAAAUCAUAUUCUGCAACUUUCAUCCGACCUGGGAAGGUUGAUAUUAUUUAUGAGUAAGUAAUGCACAUAUUUUAUUGUCUUUCUCAUUGAUGAGCAGAAUCUGACCAAUGUAGUGACGUGUGACAUGUGUAUAAUGCACCAACUUUUAUUUUAAGGAUGUUCCACAGUUAUGAUGUAAUGUCAUUUUCACCAAAUUUUGCAUGGUCGUAUAGAAAGGUAUACUAAAGAGGUGUGAACAUCAAAAAUUGGGGGUUCAUGUGCUUGUUUUCAAACUAUCACCACUUUGUUGGAGCAAAUGUGCUUUAAAAAAAAAAACGCGUCAGAAGGCUUGUAUCUACAUAAAGGAAAUUUCUAUACCACUACCCCAUUUAACAACUCAAGGUUAUAUUCGUCAUACUUCGCAGUCACUGCAGAGUAAAGUACUCUGAAGAGAUAGAGGCGUUUAAAAAUUUCGUCCAUAGAUUAUUUUCAGCUAUUUAGCUUCGCAAAAUAACACAUCAAGAUUGGCUGAACAUUAGAGUGCCGAUGACUGGAAAAAAUCAGCUGAUACCUGUAGCUGACUACUCACCUGUUCACUUAUUGUGACGUCAAUUUAAAAUAUGCGCAGAUAGGGAUCAUGUACAAAAACAUAACUUGGAAAGUCCUUUAGUCACACUUUAUCUUUGUGAAUACCCCCUGUACAUUUAUAUGUUGUGAUAGCAUGCACUAGUUAAGUGGUCAAGGUAUUUUCAUUCGCCUGAAUGGACUCUUAUUCUCAACUUAGUUUGAAAGUUUAUAGCUCAGUAUUAUACAUGUUUAUAGGUACAGUAUCAAUAUCGGACAUGUACAUAUCUGUAUUGUUGGGAUUUUUUAGUGAGAUAGAAGCUUUUACUUUAUAUUAUGUUCUGUAUUUUUAAGUUAUUGUGUUGAAAAAAGUUGGAAAUUUUCAUAGACUAAUUUAUUUACAUAGUAUAGAUUUGUUUUAUAUUAUUUAGAAUUUUGUGAACAAGGAUUUUAAAAAAAAUAGUAUUUAUUAUUCAAAACAAUAUUAAUCAUUUAAUGAAGUUCUUCCUGAGGGAAUGAUAUAUGCAAUUCUAAUAGAAAUCCUUGAUUUACAUUUUGGUACUAGAUUUUUGCACAAUUGAAACCUAAUGUAUGAGAUUGAAGGUCAGUAAUGGAUUAUAUAUCAUGCUAACGUCCUUUGACAUUGAGAAGAUUUCUCACAUAUUUUGUUUUUCAUAUUGUCUUCAAAUGUCUUCAAAAUUCAUGUUCUUGGCAGCUUUUUUUCUCCUUGACACCUGCCUUUUGCAAGUUUUGUCUUUAUGCAUGUAUGAUCUUAUGUUGCCCUUUUCUGUGUUGUAACAACUCACUCUUUGCCUACCAAUUCAUGUAUACAUGUGCUUUGAUGUUAUUUCUAUUGCAUUGAUAUGACCUAUUCAGUGCUAGAAUGCCAUAUGUAGCUAGAAGGUGAUUGUGUUAAUCCUUCCCAGACUUGGGUUCUGAUUGGGGGGCACAUGCUCUCCUAUUCAAAAUUAAGCUUGAUUUUCCAUGUACAUCAAUUUAUUUGAUAGAUAUUUAUGAUUGGAUCCCUUUUUUUUUAAUCUUGGACCAUUUUUUUUUAACGUUUAGAAUCCCUUUUUUAUGGUAUUUAAGUGUCAAAUUUAAGAGUGACCAUGCCCCUCCCUCCCUCAAAGUGACCAAUGGAAAUUAAGGUAUUUCUUAGAAGCUUUAGGAUAAACUUUUUGUUUACUUUUUAUGCCACCUCCCUCCCCCCCCCCCCCCCCCCACUUUGUCAAGAUAAUACACAUUUCAUUCAGAGGGAGUUGUGUGUCAUUUUUAUCCCCUGCUUGAAACAUGUUAGAGUAGAAUUCUAGCUGCCUGCACAUGUCUACAAUUUUAGGACUGCAGCAAAUAUAUUUCAGUCUACAUGUAUUCAAAUUUUGCCUUCCCCACAUCCCUAGUUUUGUCUUUCAAUAAAAAAGAAUCAAUUGCAUUCAUUCUUCAAAAUAAUGUGCAAAACAAGAGAUCUGCCAAGGUAGAUCAGAAGCUUAAGUUAGAUUCAUCCAGGUAAUUGGAGUUACUGUAGAGUUUUUAAUCUUGUUUUUUGCUCUGUACUUAAGUCCUGUUUUAUCAUUAUGUAAGGGGAUUCUGUAAAGCCAAGUAACCUCAAGUGGCAAGGUUUGAAAUACGCAAUUCAAUAAUGACAUUUUAACCAACUUCAUCAAACCAUUUCUUCCACAGAGUGCAUUGUUGUAAUGACAUAAACCAAUUUGACUGGAUUUUAGUUGUAGGUUAACAGUUUCAUGUAUUUGUAGUUGCGAGACUUGAAACCUUUAUGGAAAUAUAAUGCAAGUAUUAAUAUUGAAGCUCUUUGACUCUUAACUUCUAAACACAAAAUGUGAGGGGAAAAAAAUCAAUUUUGCUGUCAAAAAGCCCAAAAGCUGUAGCAUUCAAAGCUCAGAGCUAAUUUAUUAGAUUUUGUUGUACUAUACUUGUUUGCCAGUAGUCUGCUGAAAAAAAAUCAAAUUAAAAGAUAACAAAUGUUAUGAUACGGGACCUUGGAGAGGCUGACUAGAUUAAUUGAGAGUUGAAUCAAAUAACCUUUUGUAAAUAUUCAUCUGCAAUUUUAAGAAAUUAUUUAAAAAGCCAAUGAAUUUCUGCAAGGAUUUGUAUUUUGUAUUGUUGUGUUCUAUUUUUAUACAAACCUGCUUUUAGCUGAAUGUUUGUACGUGGGACGGUUGCAGUGCCCUGGUCUAUGUUGUCAUUUGAAUUGAAACAGUAACAUGUACAUGUAGAAAUAAGAUAAAAGUGAACUUGUCUUGUCCAGUAACACUUCAUCCAUUGACAUUAAAUCCAAAGUGAGUGAAAUGCUUGAUACUAAAGGAAAUAUUUGCUCAUACCAAGAAAUUUCUGAACUAUUAUUGGGAAAGGGAAGGGGGAGUAAUUACUUUUCCAGCAUUAUUAUUUUUAUUUUUUUAAUCGAAAUCAUUUAUGGUUUUAUCAUCUGUCUUACAAACUUGAUUUUGUUCUGCUGUUAAGCAAGCGUGAUCAAUGAGUGGUUUGUAUUGCUGUGUACUUCACCAUUUGAUUGAACAACUUUGAACCCUCUAUUCAACUCUCCGCACAGAAUGAUUUUCUAUUUCCUUUGCUGUGGCAACUCCCUUCAAUUAGUUUGGACUAAUUGUAUAGAGGAAGCAUUGCAGCAAUUCCUCAAAAGUAGGCAGCAGUGCUUGCCUUCCUUACAUUAUGAGACGCAAUUUCUCUGAUGUGCGGCUUGUAGGAUUUACGUUCCUUUAUCACAUUUAUCACAUGACAUGUUUACAAUGUGGUGCUGAUAAAAUGACAACAUCCUAAAUUACAGGUGCGUAACUACACUAUUACAGGCCCAUAUACACGUUAGCCCAUUGCCUACUGGAGCCUGUUGGUUCCUGUACAUAGCCUAUGAGAUGAACUGGUUAAAGGUGCACGCAGUACGCUUCUCAUUGAUACGAUGACAUGGCAAUCAUUGGACCUUUGCUCAUGGGAAUGUAUCUUUGAUUUUAGAGGUGCGCUCACAUUGUAUGAGUGAAGGAUUUCAUAUAUGGGGGGUGUUUCACAAAGAUUUAAGUAUGACUUAUAGUUGCACUUAAAUGCCGACGCAUAGAUGAUAUGCAAUACGCAGUAGUGCACGUCCUCUUGGAAUGAUCUGACCAAUGCGGGCAUGCCUUUUAUACCGUAUGCAACUGUGCAUUUUAGUGCGACUCUAAUUCAUACUUACAUCAUUGUGAAACACCCCCCCCCCCCCUGGAGACUUGGCCAUCCUCAGAUAAACAAGCUAGUUCAUUUUACAUCCCAUAUCCAUAUCAAAAUGUACCUCUACAGAUAAGUUUCUGUCAAUUGCAUCUUGAUAGGAAUACAUUGUGAAAUUGGUAUGCAUAUUUUGUUUCGGAAUAUAAUUUCUUUCACAGAUGGAUUUACUAAGUGUUCUAAUUGUGUUGAUUUUCAAAUGAUGUGACAGCCGUGUUGAAAAUAAAAUUUGUAAUUUAUUCUGUUUAGUACAGCA
Lytechinus pictus (painted urchin) is the source of this 9542-nucleotide messenger RNA. RefSeq names its product solute carrier family 12 member 4-like. Gene Ontology annotation, cellular component: plasma membrane. Lineage: Eukaryota; Metazoa; Echinodermata; Echinoidea; Temnopleuroida; Toxopneustidae. Gene Ontology annotation, biological process: chloride transmembrane transport; potassium ion import across plasma membrane; chemical synaptic transmission. The transcript has 27 exons. Gene Ontology annotation, molecular function: potassium:chloride symporter activity. Bases 70 to 3471 code for a protein of 1133 amino acids. The record is from RefSeq and is a predicted model, not a curated record.